AGCUGUCACUCGAGCCGUUGCUGCUUGUCAUUUUCUGCAACAAGAUGGCGGUCGUUCCAGAGAACAGAGUCCUCUCCUUCAGUGUUUUUAAAUGGAGCUCUUAUUCCUCCACAUAUUUACCAGAAAACAUCUUGAUGGACAAACCCAAUGACCAGUCCUCCAGGUGGUCGUCUGAGAGCAACUACCCUCCACAGUACUUAAUGUUGAAAAUGGAAAGGCCAGCGAUCGUUCAAAGCAUCACCUUUGGGAAGUAUGAGAAGACUCACGUGUGCAACCUGAAGAAGUUCAAAGUGUUUGGUGGGAUGAGUGAAGAGAACAUGACAGAACUCCUGUCCAGUGGCCUGAAGAAUGACUACAACAAGGAGACCUUCACCUUGAAACACAAGAUCGACGAACAGAUGUUUCCCUGCAGAUUUGUUAAAAUAGUGCCUCUGAUGUCUUGGGGGCCCAGUUUUAACUUCAGUAUCUGGUACAUUGAGCUGCAUGGCAUAGAGGAACCUGACGUAGUGCAGCCCUGCCUUAACUGGUACAGCAAGUACCGGGAACAGGAAGCGAUCCGCCUGUGCCUGAAGCACUUCCGGCAGCAUAACUACACAGAAGCCUUUGAGUCGCUGCAGAAGAAGACACGCAUCGCGUUGGAACACCAAAUGCUGACACACCUCCACGACCGCCUGGUACUCCGUGGAGACUUUGAUGCCUGUGAGGAGCUCAUCGACAAAGCUGUCAAAGACGGUUUGUUUAACCAGUACAUCAGCCAGCAAGAGUACAAGCCAAGAUGGAGUCAGAUCAUCCCCAAGAGUAACAAAGGUACAACCGCCCAAGAGCCAAGCCCAGAUGACAUGAACAGUGAGACAAACUAUUCAAGUAAUGAGGAUGACAACAGACCAGGGAUGAGGGGAGGUCAUCAGAUGGUCAUCGACGUUCAGACAGAGACGGUGUAUCUUUUUGGGGGCUGGGACGGCACACAGGACCUGGCUGACUUCUGGGCCUACAGUGUUCAGGAGAACCAGUGGGUCUGCAUCUCCAGAGACACAGAGAAGGAGAGUGGUCCCAGUGCGCGGUCCUGUCACAAGAUGUGCAUCGACAGUCAGCGGCGGCAGAUCUACACACUCGGCCGCUACCUAGACUCCAGCGUCAGGAACAGCAAGUCUCUGAAGAGUGACUUCUAUCGAUACGACGUCGACGCCAACACCUGGACACUACUCAGCGAGGACACGUCAGCCGACGGCGGGCCCAAGCUCGUCUUUGACCACCAGAUGUGUAUGGACUCGGAGAAGCACAUGAUCUAUACGUUUGGUGGUCGGAUUCUGAUGUGUAACGGCAGUGUGGAGGACAGCAGGACGUCCGAGCCCCAGUUCAGCGGGCUGUAUGCCUUCCACUGCCAGGCCGGAACCUGGAGCCUGCUCAGGGAAGACUCCUGCAACGCUGGGCCUGAGGAUGUCCAGUCACGCAUUGGACACUGCAUGCUCUUCCACACUAGAAAUCGUUGUCUGUAUGUGUUCGGAGGUCAGAGGUCAAAGACGUACCUGAAUGACUUCUUCAGCUAUGACGUGGACGGAGACCAUGUGGAGAUCAUCUCAGACGGAACCAAGAAGGACUCCGGCAUGGUGCCGAUGACGGGCUUCACCCAGAGGGCCACCAUAGACCCCGAGCUGAAUGAGAUCCACGUCCUGUCUGGCCUCAGCAAGGACAAGGACAAACGAGAGGAGAACGUCCGUAACUCCUUCUGGAUCUAUGACAUCGCACGCAACAACUGGUCGUGUGUGUAUAAGAAUGACCAGGCGGUGAAGGAGAACCCCAGUAAGGCUCUGCAGGAGGAGGAGCCCUGUCCACGCUUCGCACACCAGCUGGUCUACGACGAAAUGCACAAGGUGCACUACCUGUUUGGAGGGAACCCAGGGAAGUCGUGCUCUCCUAAGAUGCGUCUGGAUGACUUCUGGUCCCUCAAGCUGUGUCGCCCCUCCAAGGAGUACCUGCUCCGACACUGCAGAUACCUAAUCAGGAAGUACAGGUUUGAAGAGAAGGCCCAGUCGGAGCCUCUGAAUGCUCUGAAGUACCUGCAGAACGACCUCUCUCUGACCGUGGACCACACCAACCCUGACGAGACCAAAGAGUUCCAGCUCCUGCCCUCGGCUCUCUUCAAGUCCAGCUCUGACUUCAUCCCUCUGGGUUUCUCAGACGUGGACCAGACGUAUGCCCAGCGCACGCAGCUCUUCGACACGCUCGUCAACUUCUUCCCGGACAGCAUGACCCCGCCCAAGGGUAACCUCGUUGACCUCAUCACACUCUAGCCCCGCCCCAGAACCCUACGCACCACCACCAUAUGCCAAUAAGACUCUGAUUGGCUGGCCCAAAGCCAAACUUCAUAUUUUUCUACACUUGACCCUUCCAAAUUCAGGGGUGCUCUGCUCGUGGACUGCACUUGUUGACCCCCUAUUUAGGACGUUGGUUCUUCAACAGCGGAACUGAACUAAAAGGGAAAAUGAGGGUCAGACCACGAUUUAAAGGGGUUGAUACUGAAUGUCACUGUGUGGAAAAAGAAAAAAACACAAACUCCCCCAGGCCUGAUGGUCUUUGUUGAAUAAACUGAUUUAACAGUUUAAAAUAACCCAGAACUCUGCCAAACAUAUCUUCUGUGUCAAGUCAUUUGAUUUGUGAGGACUACAUGAUGCUUUUACGCGCUGCGUUUGAGUUUGCUUGGCAUUAGUAGCCUGUUAGAUCAAGGAGGAGUCUCUUCCUUUUAUUUUCCACUCUGUCUUGCAUCCGUCUCUCUGACACACACCCAAGCACUCACACAAACCUGCUUGUGAAAGUAGUUGUGUUACUUAAUGACACCCUGUCGGCGCGUUGUACGCUGAAUAUACCUUCAACCAAGUUCAUGCUUUUUGCUUGCUCUGCCUGUAUUAUUGGUGCCAUAUUAUAUACCCCAUAUUUAUAAUUAUGACGGCCAUGCUGUUGCACACUACGUGUCAAAAUGUUAAUUUUGUUAUAUAGAAACAAUAGAAUAAUGAUCCUAAGACAAUAUAUAUGUCAAUUAAAUCCUCUAUCGAUGUAAAAAAUCAAUCAUGGGUUUGGGGGAAAACAUUGUCAAGUUGUCAAAAGCUUGUGAUUCUGGUAAUGGCUAUUGUAGCUUUAGUGUGAUGUAACCAUGGAUCUGUCACUGAGGCAUGUUGGGAAAUGUAGUUUCCAAGUAUGAACGUUAUUAUUUUUAAACUCAAACUCCCCAUCUUGUAAGAACUGCAAAAUGAUGGUCCUGCUGUAUCAGAGGGAGGUUUUUUUUAUGUACAAACACACAUCUAUACUCACAUGAUCUCAUUGACUGGGAUGUAUCUUCCUUUGACGAUGGGAGUUUAUUUUAUGGGUAAAGGAAGAAUGAAUGAUUGCUUUCAUUGAGAGCCCAGUCUCCCCCUUUAGCUAUGGCCUGAUUACUGUGUUCUCUCUGUUUCUUAUGCAAACAGUGAUGACUAGACAUUCUUCAAUUCUAACCUAAAGAAAUACAGAACACUAGAUUUCAUUCUUACUCAGAAUAAGGCGAUAGGAGCAUUCACAAGUGAUCUCUAAACACCAAGUUAGCAAAUGGUAUCGGUCUUGUGGCUCCAGCCAAAGUUUUGAUGUACAGGAAAUGUUUUUGAUUGGUUCAUAAUCAUUAUGCUGGAACUGAGGAUGCCCUUUGAUAUAGCUUGUGUGUGUGUGUGUGUGUGUGUGUGUGUGUGUGUGUGUGUGUGUGUGUGAGAGAGUCUGUCCGUCAAUAUGUGUGUUUGUCUCGGAUCGCCAGGGUAUUUUGUCUAGUUCACCUGUGUAACAUAAACAUUUGCCUCAUAUUGUUCUUCCAUUAAUCUCAGUAGGAGAGAUGAUUGAAGUGAUCCCCUCUGUCCUCCUUCUCAAGAGUGGUAGCAGCCUAGUCUUCCAUUACAUUGUGUGUAUUGUCUAUAUAUUUAGCAUUUUUCUGAGACCGCUGUACAGUAUGCAGAGUACACUCUAGGCAAAGGCCUAUGGAGUCUGUGAAAUAUCCAUCCUCUUUGUUUUGAGAUCAAUCAACUCCACUAUCAGAUAACCAGAGAUGGAGGGACUAUUCACAUUCAAGGAGACACACACUUAGUGCUUGACUCCUGUCAAGGGUGGUAGAGACAAACUUUAGAGGUACUUUUUCUUGUUAGAUGCUUAUAAAUCCUUGAUCAAAAUCCUAAUCAAAUUGGCAGAUUGUACACUACGUCCCAAUAGAUUCAUUACAUCUGGUUUCUUCAUACAGGCAUAUACAUGAAGACAUCUGCUCUUAUUGUUAGAAGAUGAGUGAUCAGAUCCGAUUUCUCUGUUCGUUUGCACUCAUGUCCUCAGUAAUCAGUAUUAGCUUAAUUUGAAUCACAGUCAGUGCUGUGUGCGUUUGCUGCUUGUGUGCACGGUGCACACACCUGUAUGCUUAGUGUGUGAGCUUAAAACUAGUUUGUGUGCUUGUUUGUGUCUGUUUGUUAAUGUAUGUCUUCUGCUGCCAUCAUAUUAAGAACUGAGAUCCAGAGAGAAAGGAGUGUCAUACUUACCAUCAUAGCUUUGUACUAAAAACCCGUUAUUUAGGAAGGACUCAUUUAUGGUCAUUAUCACAGAAUAGAAGACUUGUGCGAUGUUUGCAUUAGUUUCUUUGUCAGAAAAAAAAGAAGCUUAAGAAAACAACAUGAAAUAAAGACACACCUUUGCAAAAUAUAUAUAUAUAUAUAUAUAAACACAAUGCCAAAUAAUUAUUUUUCUUAUUUUUGGGAGGGGAAGGAAAUUAUAAUUUUCAGAUAAAAUAAUGGAAUGGUAUUUUCUUCAUCUGCCCCCUCUUCUCCCCAACUGGGACUCAGGAGUAUGUGGAGGUACUCUAGGGUGCGUGAAUGAGCACUACUCUGUGGAUAACGUGAAUGUGUAGAAGAGCCUAUUGUAGAAUUGCAUUGUAUGUAAUGUACAUAACGAAUAAAGAUUGUAUUUUGUUCAGGUUUUCAUAAAUAAAUGACUCAGGUCUUUGAUUUGUUUGUAACCAGUUGGGAUGCAACUAUA
Salvelinus fontinalis (brook trout) is the source of this 5028-nucleotide messenger RNA. Its product is annotated as muskelin. Bases 45 to 2291 code for a protein of 748 amino acids. Lineage: Eukaryota; Metazoa; Chordata; Actinopteri; Salmoniformes; Salmonidae. Gene Ontology annotation, molecular function: protein binding. Gene Ontology annotation, cellular component: cytoplasm. The transcript has 18 exons. The record is from RefSeq and is a predicted model, not a curated record.